AAUGUGCUUAUCCCAUUCGAUGAAUCAUUGAUCGUGGUGGAUAUCGCGAGGAAAUUCAAAUCACAUUACUGUCAUGAUGGAAAGAAUUGGAGUUAUUGGAUCGAGAAUAUCUUUGUUAUGUCCAGCGAAUACUACGGGCUUAAGCACGAAAGAACAUAUUGUCAGGCAUCAAUUAAAACAAAUAUUUACCCCAAUGUCUUGCGGAAAAUAAAAAAAGAGCUCCAGAAAAAUGAACAAGUAAACAAGGAGCUGUUCAACAGGGAAAUAUCUGAGGAGCUCAUAAAGCUUCUCGGAAAACUCCAACUCAAAAAUGUUGCUAAAGGUUCUCCAUUGACCUCGGGGAUAUUCAAAACGCGCG
Paraglomus occultum is the source of this 358-nucleotide messenger RNA. NCBI's taxonomy places the organism in Eukaryota, Fungi, Glomeromycota, Glomeromycetes, Paraglomerales, Paraglomeraceae. The record is from the annotation of a GenBank genome assembly.